Molecule: messenger RNA, 10107 nt
Organism: Pelagomonas calceolata
Lineage: Eukaryota; Pelagophyceae; Pelagomonadales; Pelagomonadaceae
Source: the annotation of a GenBank genome assembly
AGAGCCAAAUUCCGAGAGGGCGUACCGCGUCGCGCGGCAGCACCUGACACGACGAGAGCACGCCCGAUGGUAAAAGAGAAGGCUGCCCCGCUCGCCGCCGCGCUGGUGCUCGCGGCAGCCUGCCAGCACCCCAGGGCAGCCGGGAGCGCGGCGCUGGUGCUCGCGGCGCGCGGGUCCGCAGCCGGGCGCGUCGGCGGCGCGCUGCUGGCGGCGGCGGGGUUCGCAGCAGGAGACGCCAACAAUGGUGUCGCGUCGUCGUAUCGCGCAGUGUAGAAAUCAAACCGGUGUUCCGACCGAUCGUGCUCGCGCGUCCGUCGGCAGACUUAACCUCGAAACGACGCAGGUGUAGCGGAUGGAGUUGUCAUUAUCAUGGCCAGUAUUGCCCGCCCGGUAGACCCGGAAGCCACACGCCAGGUUACGGUCACGGCUAUUGCUGCGAUUAUUACAGCUGGACAACCUCCCUCGGCGCAUGCCUAUCGGCUCCAGCAGGAUAUUAUAGUAAUAUCUACAACAACGGAGCGACUACUGCAUGCGGAGCCGGGACGUAUCAACCAAGUGCCGGAUCCCAAACCUCGUGCGUUCACUUGUGCGGCGCGGGAUGGUACUCCGAAGCGGCGUGGAGUUCGUGCGGUCAAUGCGGCGCGGGCAAGUACUCUUCCGGGAGUGCCAAUGGCGGCUGCACGAACUGCCCUGCGGGGACUUACUCUCCUCAUGCGAGGAACACUGGAUGUCCUGCAUGCGCCACGGGAUACUACUCUGGAGAGGCAUGGGCCUCGUGCGGAAUAUGUGCCGCGGGCCAGACGUCGAACUCAGCCAAAAGCGGGUGUCAAGACUGCCCCGCGGGCUACAUCUCGAGCGCGGGAACUGCGUGCGCCGCCUGCCCCGCGGGCCAGACGUCUAACUCGGCGCACACGGCCUGCGUGACUUGCGCCGCGGGAGAAUUUUCGGUGCAGGGCGGCACGUGCCAGCCGUGCCCCGCGGGCACGUCCUCGACAGCAGGUCAACCCAACUCUUGCUCGAUCUGUCCCGCGGGAACGUACGCGACGGGAGGCCAAGCCGGCGAAUGCUUGAAGUGCGGCGACGUCGGCUACGCUGGCUACCUUGAGAGUCUUUGGGACCCGAACCAGAGCGGCUUAACGAGCGAAAACGAGUGCGAUUGCGCACCCGGCCAAACCGGCACGAACUGCGAUCAAGCUGAAUGCGCGGGCACGAAGCCAGCGGUGUCGCUCGGAUUUCUUGUAUUAGAAGUGCAAUGGCCGCGGCACGCGCGAGUGCUCUCGAGGAACGAGGCCUUCUCGGGCAUCUCGGCAGCGUUCCGUGCAUUCGACGUGAAUUCGGACAAUCAUUUAAGCGUCACCGAGGCGAGGGCCAGCGUCUAUCAAUGCAAUUAUUAACCGAGGCCGCGUUCGUCGGUGACUCACUGUCCGCGCAGGCAAGGAGGGCGAUAGCGGACGGUGGCAUGGCGAUUCCUUUGAAGGUGUCGCACAUCUGGUCGAGAGAUGGCGUCAAGCUGGACGAGAACGACGUGACCAUCACGGACAUGAUCCAGGAUGAGCUCGACCGGUUGGAGACGCAGGGCACGAAGGACUACCACGAUAAGCCGAGCGGCUCCGGCGAAAUCUCGGCGAUGACGGCGACCUAUCCGAAUCCCCUCUCUACGAACACCGAAUGUACAACCCAGAAUCAGGCUAAACCAGAACUCGAGUGGACCGUCGACCGCGGCGAGAAGAUCAUCUUCCAGCAGUGCGCCUUCUUCAACGGCCAGGCGCUCUCUGCGUACGAUAGCUGGGAUGACGACGUCUCGAGUGGAGACAGCAACGUAGAUUCUAACGACUGCCGCGGCGAAUUCGACUCCGAGUGCGAGUUCAAGUUCCAACUCGGUCCCGACUACAAGGUAGAGUCUCACCAUCGAAGCCCCUGCACGGCCGCGGGUGAGAUUACCUCCGAGGGAAGCUGCGUCGAAUCGCCAGACGGCGAGCUCGUCGUUAAUUUAUGGCCAAGCGAGUACAGCGCGCCGAUCGACGUCGGCGCAUGCGGGUGCCCCGCGAGCUUCCCGUACCCACACGUAAGUAUUCCAGGGAUCUGCUACAACGACGCCUCGUACACUGCCGGUGGCCCGUGCGGCAGCUGGUGCACGUUGGACGCCGCGGUUGGUUCCGGUUGCGGAGAUAAUUCUGGUAACAUGUGUUCCGACGGCGGCUGCAACCUGGGCACGGUGCCGACACCGGCCAACUACGAGCUCUCGCUCACCAUCGCCAUGGAUCAAGAUGAGGUUUUCGGAUCUACCAUUUCUAUUAUCCAUCUGACCGGCAAGGACGAGGCGAACGGGCUACGCUACCCCGGUCUCUGGUUUUCGGACGUGGGUCGCUUGUAUGUUGCCCGUAGCAACGAAAACAGUGGGGAGACAAAUGCAUAUGCGACUACUGUGUUCAAGGCGGGCGAAUCUUAUGAGAUCAGAAUCACCAAUAUUGACUCGUUGCUCAGCGUUUACGUGGACGGCCUGCUGGAAGUCUCUACACAAGGAACCUCGACGAGUGCGCCCGCGGACGGCGGCGUGCUAUAUGUGGGCGGUCCUUGGUACGCGCCAGUAAAAGCGACGAUCUCCGACGUUAUCUUUCGCGAGGUCGAGGCGCUCGCCAUCAGCAAGCACAGCUACUGCGUCGAGACGAAGUUCUGUCCUGGUGUGGGCCAGGCCGAGUGCGCGCUGAGUCUGCCCGGUCCAUACACCGCUUCCAAGGGUAACAAGGUGGGGACUGCCGAUGUCACGUUCGAGGACUACGUGCUCUCGUUCACGAUGGAGCUGGCGGGUGACUGGAGCAUCACGGGCGCGUGGCAGUCCGUCUUUCACAUCGGCGACGAAAAUGGCCACCGCAUGCCUGGCAUCUGGUUUGAACCAAACGACAACAGACUGUACGUAAACCAUGACACUUGCUGUGGUGCAUCCACCGACACCUCCUUCGGUUUCACGGCCGGAAGGACCUACGACAUCAAGGUCGUUCUCGAUAAGAGCAAGCUGGUCCUGUACGUCGAUGGCGUUAAGCUCGCCACCUCUACCGGGGGCUCGACCCCUGCUCGGGAGAACGCUGCCGUGUACGUCGCGGAUCCGUGGUACGACGCCGCCAAAGUCACGCUCUCGGACAUCUGCUUGAAGGAGAUUCCAGUUUGCGACUUAGAUACGGAGGGCAUCACGACAACGACGCGCUGCACGACGGGCCUCCAGUACGACGGAACGCCCAUGGAUAUAUUCCCGCGCAUGCUGGGCAAGGAAGGCGUCUCGAUUAGCUGGCUCGACACGUCGACGGUGGCGAGCGGCUACCGCAUCUACAAAUACGACCCUUCCGCGCCGUUCGCUGAGGACACGUCGGCCCGGCUCCUGCGCGAAGUCUCUUCUUCUACGUGUGGGCUCACGCACAACUAUCUGGAUUUCCGCGACGCCACGACAGGAUCAGAGCCAGGCCUUGGGGUCGGCUACGCCAUCGUGCCGCUCGACGCGGCUGGCGCCGAGAUCAAGGACAAGGUCGGCGUGAGCGGGGACAAAUUCGCCCUAUCGAGCAGCGGCUCCCGGAGGCGCGCGCGGCGACUCCAGGGCGGGGCUUCUUCGUCCACAACCAGCGGCUUCAUCGUGACGUGGUUUGGCGACGUUCGGGUCUCCGUCGUGGCCGAGGGAGGUGGACCAGUCGAGAAAGUCACCGUGAAGCUGUCGCGCAUGAAAGAUGAUGGCAGCGGCAAAGUGGACGUCGAUGAGACAUACAGGGAAUUCCUCGAGGAAGAGACAGAUGCCUACGGAGAAGCGGUGCUAAGGGUGCGCGUCCAGGAUAGCAAUUGGUUUAGUAAAACGCAGCACUUCCGCGUGGACGUCGAGAAGUUAAGUGAUAAAAAGGAGGGCGCGGACUACGACCAAGAGAGCCCAUUGAGGGUCUCGGGAUUCGACGACUCGCUGGACAGGAACGGGGCAUACUUCCCCGUUCCUGAUAGCAGCAGCAACAGCAUAGCUCUGUGCAACGGCAUGCCCCGCUACGAGUGCAGGGAUUGCGGUGGCUACCUAUGGCGUUCCGCGGAUAAAGUUUGGAUUAUCAACGACGAAUCUACCUGUAUUACUACGAACAAUUACGCUGGAUCCAGUUGGGCUACCUUGACCGGCUCUUCUACUGACCCAACUUCUGCUACCAGCCGGAUCUGGGGCGAUCCGAUCAAGGUCCUCGGAAUACUGGAACACGACUUCGAGCCCCCAACCCAGCAAGCGAUCUUGCGCCACCUGGAGGAGGCCCCCUUGACCUUCAUCGACGAGACGGCCGUCGUCAUCUCGGGCACCGUGUCGCACGCCGGCUUCGGUGCCGCUUACUUCGCUGAGGACUGCCCUCACACGAAGUUCCAGUUCCUGUUAGACUCUUUCCUUGUCUCAGGAACCUCCAAUCAUCAAGACACGCACGGGACGUACCGGCAGAACGGGCUGUGCGAGGAUGUGCCCUACUACGAGUGCGUCGACUGCAGCAGCGAUCAGUAUAUUUGGUACAAAACUGGAAAAUGGCACAUCGGAAGUGACGGCUGUGGAAGUGCUUCUGCAGCGAUACAUGUGGCUGACUCGGCCCAGGACCUUGAGGCAGUAUCUGGUACUUGGCAGGAAGAUACCGGAUCCGGCUUCGCCCCCGAUACCGCCAUCUCGGUCGCAGCCAUCUACACGAGGGCGGACACAGAGGAGUGCAUCUGUUCCGUCGACGGCGCAAAGCUCGAGAUCACGCGCGCUUCGGGAGCCGUCGAAGACGUGGAGCUGCAGGACGACGGCACGUACUCGACCGCCGUCUUCAACGGUGAGAUUGUGACGCUCAGCCUGAAAGAAUACUACGGCGGCGCUUCUCCGCCCGAGUGCACGGCUGUUGGCACGUCCACACACGAAGGCCGCUCGCUUCACUGCGUCCAAUUCACGGACACGACGGGGACGCAGUUUGUAGACGUCCUCGAGGUGAUAGAUGGUACUCUGACAUGUGGUCACUUCGACGACAACUCCUGCCCCGCUGGCUACGACAUCUGGGUCCCGCGGAGCUACGAGCACGCAAAGGCCGUGCGUGAUAAGUACCAAAGCAUCACGGGCAAAGAGCAUUUGCCCAACCUCGUCGGCGUCUACCGCGAGCAGCAUGGGACUUAUCCCGAAACCAUUACGUACGCGAUGAAUAGCGACGACGCGGGGGCCGUCGUCGCUGGCUGGACGAGCGUCGCGGGGUCGCCGUGGUUUCUGCGAGAGGCAGAGACUGCCUCAUCAACAUAUUACAAUGAGCCGAACGGAGGGAAAUCUGCGUCGGAAAGCUACCAGGCGGGAUCCUGGAUCUCUAUUACGGGUUGGGAUGAUACUAUAGGGUUUCAGUUCAACGACGAUCCGAGGCCUUCGGAUCAGUGUGUAAAGGACUACCUCUGUAGCUUCAACUCCGUCGCGCACACGUUCUCGGUCACGCACGCGUUUUCGGCCGCCCAAGCAACGCAAUUCUCGGUCAAUCCAUCGGGUGGCCAGGCGCCGACGUUCAACUACAAGGCAGACGAAAAUGCCGAGGUCCACUUCCUCGACACGAGUAUGCAGAGCCUCUCCGCGAGACUCGUCGCGGGCGCGAAUCGAGAGCCGGCCUCGUACGUGAAUGGCGUGCCGGUCGUCGCGAGCGUCGCGCGCUGUGGGUGGGAGCUGCCGGCCUGGAUACUGCGGGGCGAGGCCGCCUUCUGGCUCGGAGCCGCCGCGUUCGACGUGCGCGUGCUCGAGGCGGACGAGGUCGACGAGCCGAAGUAUUACUACCCGCCCGGCACUUUAUCUAAUGCCGACCAAGAGCUCGUGGUUCACGACUGCGAUGGCGACCCUGACGGUCCGACGCCGCGCGAUGAGAUGGUAGGAACGCUUUUCGUGUCUGGUGACGAUGAUGACACCGUGAACGCUGAGGAAAUUAUGCUCCGCGGCUGCCGCGCGAAGAUCCCCGACGUAUCCGGGAGCGCAGAGAGACCCUGCGCGACCAUGGACUACACCUACGUAGACGAGCUGCCGGUAGAUCGAAACUUUGGCAGGGAUCUCGCCCACAAUAGCGCGGCGGCGGCCUUGGUUCAGUUCGAAAUCAUUUCGCCGCUCUGUCUCAAUGCAGUAAAGGCCGGAUCUAAAAUCGAGGACCUCCUGCUCUCGCCCCCCGAACCUCUCACGGAUGACCCUGAAACGGACGACACUAUUAACAUUUACGGCGAGGCCUGUACCAGCAACGAGGACUCGAUCUUGAACAAGGGCGACGUCGUGGAGUUCAAGUUCGAGCUCGUGGAGCGCGAGCCAAAUUGUGGUGCCGACGGUAUUUAUCCGUGGGAUGAGGGCGGCAAAUGUAACGGCUACGAGAAUAACCCACCGCCUAGUGUGAACCUGCCGUCGGACGACCACCAGAUCAAGAUCCAUGUCGCCGACGGCGUGACCCCCGAGGACUACGAGGAAAGCUGCCCAAGUAUCACCCCGAGUACCGCCUGCUCCGAGUCGAGCGAUGGAUCCAUCCUCGAGUUCACGCAUUUCAUGACGGCCGGCGAACCCAACCCCUUCGCGCCCUUCUCGAAGAAGAUCAGCGUGGAGUUCACGCGGGCGUUCGACAACGCCAGGAUUUUGUUCGAGCGCCACGUGCUGAUACUGGGAUCGAUCGCUGAGGAGGUUCCUCAGGUCUGGACGACGGCCGUGGAGGGUCUGAUCUUCUCGGUCCUCCGCGACCCGCCGGGCGGCGCGUCGACGGCCACGCUCGUCGAAGGGUCAACAAUCUCGACGUCCAUGGCCAUCGAGGGCGCGCACGCCGCAACGUUGGGCAAGACGUUCCAAUGGAGCGCCUCUGGAGGCAUUCAGGGCGGUUUCAAAACUGCGCCGCCCGGGGUCAUUUUCAACGGCGUGGGUAUUGGAACCAACCAUGGAGGAGGUCAGUCAGAUAGUACUAGCAUUACCGUCAGCCGCGGAUCAUCGUCACACUUUGACAUCGGCAUCUCCUUUGGAAUUGCCAUCACCACUUCUGACUCGCCAUACCUGGCGGGCCAGCCGUCCGAUGUUAUUAUUGGUGGCGGCGCCAACCUGCGCUUCAUCUCGGCCAUAGAGGUCUACAGAGACCCACCAGAGGGAGAGGGGAAAAAUGGAAACGGUGAGAUCUGUCUCGCCGGAAGGCAGACGGUCGAGUUCAUACCUGAGAGGAUCACGACGUACGUCAUGACGGUCUACGAGAUCGAGAAGACGAUCGAGCGUUUGGGCGAAGCGGUUCGGGACAUAGGUAAUGGAGACAUGGAAAUAUCAGGUGAGGGCAUGGACGCUACGAAACUGCAAACACAGCUAACUAAUUGGGAGAAAGUGCUCACAGCCUACCGGGCAACCGAGAAGACGAGCGUCGCCGCACAGCUUCAGACGGUAAUGGACGGUUUGCACACGGACUUUACAAAGUUUCACAAAGACCUAAACGACCUAAGCGACGCGCAGUCCUCCGAAGUCAAGGACUUCGUCGCGCGGGGGAUUGAGAACCUCAACAGGCACAAGCGUGGCGAGGACAUGCAGUCUGUGAUACCUGAUGGGGGAGUUGAAGACGGAGGGGUCACCGACGAUAUUAAGGAAAAAUCUGCAGGAUUUGACGGGCACAAAUAUAUCGAGGACACGGUCGGCAAGGUGAGUGAUAGCGUCACGGAAGCAGCAAAAGCUUGCGCCGUGGCAACGAGCAAGAUAGAUCCCACCAAUCUUCAUCCUCUGUGCACCGCUUACCAAAACAUCGGAGAGAAAGUGGACCUUGUCCAGACGCUCCUCGGCGUGUGCGGCUUUGAGACUGACAUCGAGUCUGUGAAGACGUUCUGCAAGCGAGACGGUACGGUGCCCGGCAUCGGAACGACCAUGAGCGGAGCUCAUUAUCUGAGCGCGUUAAACUUCCUCAGCGACACGGAAAGAUUCCUCACGUUCUCCGGCUCGACGGGCGUCGACUUCUCGUGGGACGUCGCGGAGGCGCGCGGGUCCGAUGUGUCCGUGACCACGGAUGGGUCGUUAGAGGGCGGCUGGAACUACGACGGUAGUUUUGGUUUUCAGAUCGGCCGGCGCCUGACCGACGAGUCUCGUUCAAGCAGUGGCCUCGUGUCCUUGGCCGGCUACGCGUACCCGACGAGCGGUCCCGUGCACGCCGUGUCCAAGAAGCUGCUCGAGGUGACGCCCGAGGCGCUCGCGGAGAAACGGCGGAAGCUGGUGGAGGAGGCGGCGGCUGCGCCCGAGCAGGGGCGACGGAAACUCCCAGUGAACCAAGCCACCAAGGAUAAAAUGAAUGAGAUUCUCACGGCCGCGCAGAAGAUCAACACGCCCGAACACGAGGGCCCCCCCGAAGGCGGCGGGUGUCGCCGCCGCCUGCAGCUCGGCAUCCAGGGCUGUGGUACGUGGGGUCACGCAGAAACAGAUUCAUUUUCGGUGAGCAUGUCGCGGUCCGCCAACAAGGAGACCGGACACACGCACACCGUAGCUGUUUCCCUUAAAGAUGACAACGUGAGGGACGUGUUUGCCGUCCAGGUCGCGAUGGAUGCGACCUACGGCACGCCCAUUUUCACGACCUUGGGGGGCUUCUCGUCGUGCCCCGGUGAGACGGGCACGACACGGCGGGACAGCGGGGUCAGCAUCAUUAGCAUCACGCCGCAGUGCGCAACCGAAGGCUGCAAAGACCUGGAACCCGGCGAGACCGCCUUCUUCUCCGUGCAGCUUCAGAACAGAUCGCCUUGGCGAGCUGGCGUGCGGUACUGGCUCCGCGCGGCCAACGGCGGCACGACGUGGUGGUACUCGGGGAAACAAACGGAUGCCGGCGACGAGUGUCCUGAGGGCGACAUGGGCGCGCUCGAGAUGGGUGCGGUAUCUCUAACCAACCUAAAUAUGCGGGACGGAGACGGCCUGGUUAUUGACCCGAUUCCGUACGGACAGUCCGAGGUUCACAUCUUCGUCGCGCGGAACGACGACAUGCCAGAUCAGUGCUACAAGUACUCGAAGAUCCAGCUCGAACUCUACGCGGAUUGCGAGGAUCCAGACGAUGACGGCAUCCAGGAGGUGUACCAGUACCAGACAAGCAUGGACGAGAACCCUGCUUCGAGGUCGUACGGCGAGAUUGCAGUCGAAUACCCAAUUUGGGACAUAGGCACGUCCUCCUGGUCGAAGCCGGCCCGGGGCCCCGAAUCACACAGCAUGACCUUCGACGUGUCGUGGAAGAAGACUUCCAGCGAAGAGCCAGUCGACCUUCAAGUACUGUACGACAUGCUCCAGCAAAUGCAAGAUGAGAACGAGCAAACUGCGGCAGCGUCGGGCGGCGGGCUGGCCGCCGGUGCCGUCUUCUUGCUGGCCGUCGCCGCCAUCGGUUACUACGCGUACCAUCGCUACCAUCGCCAGAAAACUGCUCAGAUCGAGGCGAAUCAGAGACAACCGACGUGGGACGACGCCGCCCGGGCGAACUACGACGCCAUCGACGUCGAGACUCACGAAACGAACAAAGAAGACCAGGACACCUUCGAAAGGAACGUCGAGGUCGACGUCGAGCUCGAGGUCCAAAAGGCGCCGCCGCGACCCGCCGGCGGCGCAUUGGAGCUCAGCGACAUGUCCAAGCCGGCCGCCUACCCGGGCGGCCAGUCGCUGCCGCCCUGGCCGUACCCCGAGGCGAAACCGACAGCGCGCCCGACGCCGGCGUCCUACGACCCGGCCUGCAUUCUCAAGGUGUCGUGGCCGCGCGGCGCCGCACGGCCGACGGAGGACACGCUGCGUGAGACGUUCCAGGCGCUCGCGCCCGUGCUGAACGUCGGCCUCGGCAGCGGCAACGCCGCGAUGGUGGUCUUCAAGGACGCCGCCGGCGCGCGCGCCGCCGAGGCGGCAUACGACGGGCCGUGGCGGACCGCGCCCGCCAAGCCCCCCGCGGCCGCCGCUGAUCAGCCGCCGCCGCCGCCCAAGACGGGCGAGGUGUGAUAGCCUCCCCGCGAGCUCGCCGGACUCGCCCCCGGUGCAUCGCCACGGUGCAUCGGUCGCAGUCGCCCCCUGUGUAUCGCCACGGUGCAUCGGUCGCAGUCGCAGUUCGUAUCGCCCGCCCCCUUCUUCGUCGCGUCGAGAACCGGCGCGGCAUAUCCUGCCAUGCU